AUGAAGAUAGGACGGAAUAGAGUCACAGGCAUGGACUGGAGCUUGGCAGCUUGGAAGUCACAAGAUGAUCCUUCUAGAGGUAACAUUACAGGUAUCCUUGUUCCUUAUGGAUAUCCUGAGUUAGUAGAGCUGGAAGAUUCGAAAGUGAAGCAUCGAUCUGGGCCAUGGAAUGGUCUGGGGUUCAGUGGUACGCCUCCAUUAAAACCAAAUCCAAUAUACACAUAUGAAUUUGUUUUUAAUGAGAAGGAGAUAUUUUACAGAGAACAGCUUGUUAAUAGCUCAAUGCAUUGGAGGAUCGUCUUGGCUCAGAAUGGUGAUAUCCAACAACUUUUGUGGAUUGAGAAAACCCAGAGCUGGUUUCUUUACGAAACAGAUAACAUCAAUAAUUGUGCGCGUUAUAAACUAUGUGGUGCAAAUGGCAUCUGUAGCAUUAACAACUCUCCCGUGUGUGAUUGCCUAAGUGGAUUUGUACCCAAAGUUCCAAGAGACUGGGAGAGGACAGAUUGGUCAAGUGUUUGCAUCAGAAAGACUGCACUGAACUGUUCAGGAGAUGGGUUUCGAAAAGUCUCAGGUGUGAAGUUGCCGGAGACAAGGCAAUCAUGGUUUAACAAGAGUAUGAGCCUGGAGGAGUGCAGGAACACGUGUUUGAAGAACUGCAGCUGUACUGCGUAUGCAAACAUGGACGUCAGGAAUGGAGGAAGUGGGUGCUUGCUUUGGUUCAAUGAUCUGAUCGAUAUUUUGUUUCAAGAUGAGAAAGACACCAUUUUUAUACGGAUGGCUGCAUCAGAACUAGGUAUGAAUUUAUCAUCUGAUGGUAUCUAUUACUUGGAUUUUAGUCACUUCUAG
This is a messenger RNA of Populus euphratica (Euphrates poplar), 846 nucleotides long. RefSeq names its product G-type lectin S-receptor-like serine/threonine-protein kinase At4g27290. Lineage: Eukaryota; Viridiplantae; Streptophyta; Magnoliopsida; Malpighiales; Salicaceae. The transcript has a single exon. The coding region runs from base 1 to 846 and encodes 281 amino acids. Gene Ontology annotation, biological process: recognition of pollen. The record is from RefSeq and is a predicted model, not a curated record.